Molecule: messenger RNA, 416 nt
Organism: Daphnia magna
Lineage: Eukaryota; Metazoa; Arthropoda; Branchiopoda; Diplostraca; Daphniidae
Product: U6 snRNA-associated Sm-like protein LSm5
Exons: 3
Coding region: 107-376 (89 amino acids)
Biological process (GO): mRNA splicing, via spliceosome
Cellular component (GO): U4/U6 x U5 tri-snRNP complex; U6 snRNP; Lsm1-7-Pat1 complex
Molecular function (GO): RNA binding
Source: RefSeq, a predicted model, not a curated record
AGCUUAGCAAGCAGACUAAGCGUCGUAGGUAACCUUUAGCAACGAAGGAAGCAGAAGUAUUUUCGCCUGCUAUUAAAAGCAAAGAAGUGGUAAUUUCAAGUUGAAAAUGGCUGCACCGGUACCCACGCUUUUACCUCUGGAAUUGGUGGAUAAAUGCAUCGGUUCGAGAAUCCACAUUAUCAUGAAGAAUGACAAGGAGAUUGUAGGAACUUUACUUGGAUUCGACGAUUUUGUCAACAUGGUAUUGGAGGAUGUAUCAGAAUUUGAAUCUACGCCGGAAGGAAGACGUGUGACAAAAUUGGACCAAAUCCUACUAAAUGGUAACAAUAUCACUAUGUUGGUUCCGGGUGGAGAAGGACCAGAAACCCAUUCAUAAUUUUUUUAAACUCCAAAAGAAAAUACAUCAUUCACCCAUA